Molecule: messenger RNA, 2988 nt
Organism: Owenia fusiformis
Lineage: Eukaryota; Metazoa; Annelida; Polychaeta; Sabellida; Oweniidae
Source: the annotation of a GenBank genome assembly
CUCAUAUGACACACUGCAUAAUUUAAGUAAUGAUUAUAGAUAGCAAGACCACAUAAGUGUUUGAAACUCAUGAUUCUUAGACAUUUUUCAAUCACAUAAAUUUACAACACACAAUCUGCCAGCUGGAGAAAACCUUGUUAAAGAUGGCUUCAUGGAUGUAUGCAUGUGUUGUUCUGUUGUCUGUUACAUCUAGUCUACAUGGAAAAUAUGGAAGAAUGCUGUCUGAAAUAUGCAGUGAUAAACAUACAUGUCAGAGUUGCACAAAUACAAGUAUUACAUGUAACGGUAAGGACGGCAGUAAAAAACAGCCAUUUUACUUCAUCCCUGUAAAUGACUUCUCACCAGAAAUAAGGACAUUAAACCUUGAGUUCAGAGAUAUUAUUGGUCUAAAGCUUGUCGGAUAUAAAAAUAAAAAGUUGCAGCGAGACAGGGUGCACAAAGUUACGAAGCGGAAUUUAACAUUUCAAGAAUAUUAUCCGAACUUGGAAUAUCUGAAUCUUGCUGGGAAUGAAUUAGAGGCUAUUCCAAAAGAUGUUUUUAAAGGACUUGCUCUUCGAGGACUCAAUCUUGGCAUUAACCCCCUGAAUCCACGCAUCAUGAUGAAAAGUGAGGAUGAGGACUGGGGUAUCUUUGAACAGUUGCCGAACAUCAGGUUCCUUAAUAUAUCCAGAAUGAAACAUCCGAAUCAUUACCAAAUCACCAAGCACAAUAUUCUACAAUACCUUAUACCAGAAUUAAAGUAUCUGAACCAUUCGAAAAUCGAAGUUAUAGAUUUCAGUGAAACACAUCGGAAAACAGCAAAACCCUAUUCUUUGAACAUGAGUCUAGUACUAACAGCACUAAAGGAAACACCUAUUAGGGAGAUAUAUCUUUCAAAUAAUUAUAUAGAUAAUGUAUAUUUUGGUUCAAACAAAGAAUUCCCUGAACUUCCGUACAGUAGAAUUGGUGUCGGAGAAAUGUGGAACAAUUUGAGUACGCAUCUUAAACACCUCGAACAUUUUGAUAUGUCAAAUAUUGGCUUAGACUUGUUUAACUCACCACUACUCAUAAUACAUGAAGGAACCUUUGAAAAAAUGAUUGCAAGUAAUCUUAAAACUUUUAAGAUGUCAUCGUCACAAACACCUGAUCUACAAACUGACCAAAUAGAAUUCUCCCAUUUAUUAAUAAACCUGGCCAUUAUUUCAAAAUUAGAGGUCCUGAAAUUGGUCAAUGUUAUGUUUUUACGGUCAAAUUAUAUGUGUAGAGUGAGUUCCUUUCAAGAUGGACUGUCUUUCCAAAAUGGAAAUAAACUACGUAUUCUAGAUAUAUCUGGACCAGGCAAAUUCAGUGAAAUAAAUGGGGAGAUUAAAGGUCUUACAAGUCUGGAAGAACUGUAUUUUAAUGAUAAUAACUGUAUCAUUGGUCAAUCAGUAUUAUCUUGUUCUAAUGGAAACUUUGAAUCACUUAAGAUUUUAAGGUUGAGUGGCAAUUUGGUUCAACUGAAUUCAUCUAAAGAAGUGUUUGCUGAUUGUGAUAAACUGAUUCAUGUGGACCUGUCUUAUAACAAGAUAAAAGAGAUCUCCUCUGACCUGUUAAAGAAUGCCAAAAAUCUAAAAUCAUUAGACUUAAGUGGCAAUCUCCUGACACAUAUAGAUCUUAAUCUGGCCGAGCUGAAACAAAUGAAGUUUCUAAACCUGUCACAUAACAAAUUAGACAAACUUGAAUAUUUCUUUAUGGACAAACUUAAACGAAUCGCAGCAAAUGAAGGACUUGUCGACCUCCACGGAAACCCACUAUCAUGCAAGUGUGGUGAAAUCGAGUUCAUCAGUUGGAUACAGGCGAACAAAUUUACAUUUCACAAACCGAAUUGGAUGCUGUGUACAGAUAUUUUCAGCACUCAAGUUAAUAUAACAAAACUUAAUCUCGCAGAACUCAAGUUUUACUGUAUAAAGCCAAUUAUCAUAUCAGUGACAGCGACCGCUGGAACAAUAGGCGUGAUACUCUUGAGUACCGUUCUAAUUUAUAAGUACCGUUUUCGAAUUCAAUACCUUGCAUUACUAGCACGUGCUCAAUUCCGGCGCAGGAAUGUCCCGGAUGAUGGAUAUUACUUUGAUGCUUUUUUGAGCUACAGCAGCCUGGAUAAGGAAUUCUCACAUAACACUUUGACACAUCGUUUGGAAGGCGAUUUUGGUUAUAAACUCUGUUUUGAUGAACGCAACUUCUUGGGAGGACACGUUCUAGAAGAACUUGUUACAGUUGCUAUGAACCAUAGCAAGAAAAUUAUCCUCGUCAUUUCUGAGCAUUUCCUUCGCAGCAAAUGGUGUACAUUUGAAAUGGACAUUGCAAAUGGGGUACUAGCCACUCGGGGCUGCAAUUGUAUCAUCCUUAUACUAAGAGUGCCUUUGAAUAUGAUACCAGCUCAGUUGAUCAAGCCUAGACUACGCUCUUUAUUAGAGAACCGUCUUUAUAUAGAGUGGAGUGAGGAGAAGGACAGACAGCAAUUGUUCUGGCAGAAGCUAAAGGACACUUUGGGCAGACCCUGCAAUGCUGAACUAACGGAUGAACAUCGUAGAAAUGGGUAUCUUGUAUUUAAUCAAUUUGAUACAGGCAUCUGUGAUGAUGUGCAAGAUGAAUUGCAACCAUUGCUUGAAAACUCUGUGUAACAGCAUAAGAUAAACUAUUACAGUGAAACCUGUAAAGUUGAACUUCUGAUUUUCUAGGUACCUCUAGUGGAACACUUGACUUAAUGACCAAUUGACUUAAUGUUAAGUGAACCUACCAAGUGGUACACUUUUUAGAGGAACCAAAGUUGCUCUACUAAGACAGUUUUACUGUAAAUCACAACAAACAAACACAUGAUGUAUAUGUAUGUAUAUUAUCCAGGACUGUACUUUGAUACCAUUAUGGCUACUUCUCAUAAAACUUCAAUAUAUUAGUUUGUGCCCCUAACUUGCCUCAUUUUAUGUUCCACCCCAAAAACACUGGUCAGUAUCAAGAUGUGGUAACGGC